UAUGUAAUCCGAGGUACCACUGUACUGUAUUUCCCAUUCUGUCUCGAAUUGAUGGGUGUUGAGCCACAAUGUGUGGAGGACCCCAUGUUGACAGCCCUACCCACCUGAGAGUUGGCCACAGUUGGCUCUGGCCAAUUGGCCCUGUGGACAAUACUGAGCCAGAUGGACCAUACCUACAGUGGAUGCCUAUGGAGUUUGACUCUAUAUAAAUCUGACUCUAUAUAAGGCAUUUUCCAUGUUCCUAAGUGCCUGGGGGAUUCCUGCAGCCAUCUGGCUUGCUUCUGUAAAAAUCUGAGUCCUGGACUAAAUGGAUAAUUGAGGCAUAUAAACAGUUAGGCAUAUGCUACUUUCAGUGAGACUGCCACAAAUCCUGAUAGCUGAAAGGUACGGACAGUACUGAAAAUGGGAUUUGAAAAUCAUUAAUCCGUGAAGAGAUCAGCCACGCAAACCUGCAACUUCUUGCAGACACGUUGAUUUCAAUGUCCAGAAUAACCAAAAGCAUCAAAGCUAAUAUUUGGACAGAGGUCUUUCCAGUAGCUGCCAAUAUUGGGGUUUUUUUUUAGCGUGUGGCCUCCGCAACAAAGGCCGAUCGAGCCACGUCACCAGGAAACGGAUAAUGUCCGGAUAACCAGCGUCACGGCCUGGUCGCCACGAGCAGCUUACCCCCAAUUCAGCUUCAACGUUUGCAAUCGGGAUAAAGGUCGGUCUGCAGAGAGGAAGGAGGGCCAAUCAAUGCCCGCGUCCUGCCGAUUGCCAGAAGGCCGGCUCCAGCCUCAAUGCCCACCCAUCCUCCCCAGGGAGAGAAGGGGGAGCGAGGGCGGAGCAGCGUGUCCUGCUAUGCCCUGUGGCGAAGCAGCGACGGAGGCGGAGAGCUUCUUGCUGCUGCUGGUGCUGCUGCAGCCGCUGCAGGUGGCUGCUUUUCUCGGAUCCUUCCGGAGGGGGCGCUAUCCUGCUUGGGCUCAGCCUCGACGGCAGCAGCAGCAAGACCACCAGCAUCCUAGGCGUGCCGCGCGCUUCCUCGGGGCUGUGAUGUAAGCUGCGGCCGCGCAGCUCGGCGGCGACUUCUGGAGAGAUGAACCUGCAAGGGCUGACCCGCGGGGUGUCCUUCUAUCUGGAGAGCCGCGUCCGGGAGGGGCUGCUGGCUUCCGGCGUCGGGUGGUCCCUGGUGCUGUGCUUCGGGGCCGCUUACGCCUGCUAUUACCUCAGCAGCAUCGCCAAGAAACCUCAGCUGGUGACUGGCAGCAAAGGGUUAUCCUGUUUCCUACAGGACCAUUGCCCUGUGGUGACAGAAACAUACUAUCCCACUGUGUGGUGCUGGGAGGGCCGUAUUCAGACUCUCCUUCGCCCUUUCAUCACAUCUCGACCAUCUGUGCAAUACCGGAAUGAGCUUAUUACAGCAACUGAUGGAGGGCAGAUUUCACUGGACUGGUUUGACAAUCAUGAUAGCAUUCAUUACCCAGAUUCCAGCACCAGACCCACUAUCCUCUUGCUGCCUGGCCUCACGGGAACUAGCAAGGAAUCCUACAUUCUCCAUAUGAUUCAGGAGAGCAAAACACUGGGCUACAGGUGUGUGAUUUUAAACUAUCGAGGAAUUGCUGGUGAAAAUCUCUUGACCCCAAGGACUUACUGUGCUGCUAAUACAGAGGAUUUGGAAACUGUUAUUCAUUAUGUACACAACUUGUACUCCUCAGCUCCGUUGAUGGCAGCAGGUGUUUCUAUGGGAGGCAUGCUCCUUUUAAAUUAUUUGGGCAAAACUGGCAGAGAAACACCACUGAAGGCUGCGGCAAUUUUUUCAGCAGGAUGGAAUGUUUUUGAAUCUGCAGACUCACUGGAAAAGCCAGUGAACUGGCUUCUCUUUAAUUACUACUUAACCAGCUGUCUACAGUCUUCAAUUAUUAGACAUCGGGAAAUGUUUGAUAAGCUGUUCAAUAUGAACCUUGUCAUGAAGGCUAAGACCAUUAGGGAAUUUGAUAAGCAGUUCACCUCAGUCAUGUUUGGCUACCCUACAAUUGAGGAUUACUAUGCAGAUGCUAGUCCAUGCCGUAGGCUGAAGAGAAUUGGAAUUCCAGUGUUGUGCUUAAAUGCUAUGGAUGAUGUCUUCUCACCAAAUCAUGCCAUACCAGUAGAAACUGCAAAACAAAAUCCUAAUGUGGCUUUGAUUCUUACUUCUUGUGGAGGCCAUAUUGGUUUUCUGGAAGGACUGUGGCCAAGAAGAUGCACAUACAUGGACAGAGUCUUCAGACAAUUUGUUCAAGCUGUGUUUGAGCACGGAAGCAAAAUCCUUAACAUAUAGCAACUUAUCAGAACCAUGACUGCAGCACAGCGGCAUAUUGUGAUCAGGGUAACGAAGCUUAAUGCACACGAUUUAGCAAAUAAGCCAGCAAAUGGAUGAAAUCCAUUAUUAGGAGCGAAAUAUAGUUUGCUUUGAUAAUUUUGCAAUAUAGUUACUUUUUUAUUUUAACAUGCCUUAUAAGAAUGACCUUAAAUAAAAAGAAUACUCUGCACACAUUAAAUUGCACUUAACCAAAACCAUGUAAGUAAACCAAUAAAAAUUACUCAGGUUUUUUAUUUAUUUAGAUAAUUGAUUUAGGAAUCUUGCAUACUUGUUCACAUGCACAUAACAUUCAAAACCAUGAUUCUAUUGUAAUACAUGAAGUGGGCUUGUCUCUAAGGGCACUUAUGGAGGAAACGCUUUAGGAAGAUUUUAAAAGUAAUGCAAAUAGGAGUUUAAAAAGCCAUCAUUAACUUUAGCCAUGGGCUACAAUAGCAUUACAGCACUUUAGACCCUAUGGGGAUUAUAUGUACUGCUUUUUCAUUUACGUUGAUGCCAUAUAUGUCUUACUUUUUAAACAUUGUUAAUUAACUUAUAACAUUUAUAUUUAUACCAGAUGUUUUAUGUUGAAAUGCAGAAUGGAAAUAAAUUACAUUUUUAAAGAAA
Messenger RNA from Podarcis muralis (Common wall lizard), 2938 nucleotides. RefSeq names its product abhydrolase domain containing 3, phospholipase (gene ABHD3). Lineage: Eukaryota; Metazoa; Chordata; Lepidosauria; Squamata; Lacertidae. Gene Ontology annotation, molecular function: glycerophospholipid phospholipase A1 activity; acetylesterase activity; A2-type glycerophospholipase activity. Gene Ontology annotation, biological process: medium-chain fatty acid catabolic process; phosphatidylcholine metabolic process; medium-chain fatty acid biosynthetic process. The record is from RefSeq and is a predicted model, not a curated record.